AAGGAAGAAAGAAAGAAAAGUAAAAUUCUGACAGGCAAGAAAUCAGAUUCAAAGUUCUAGAGAGAGAAAAACAGAACAUGACAUGAAUAGUAUUAAGACAGAACCAGAAACAAAAACACAAAAGCAUGUAAGAAGAUUACAUUAUGGAUGCUGAAUAGGAAGAACGAGGGAGGCUAGGGAAAGGGUCUAAUUCUCUAGCUGCUGUAGCUGUCCUUCUGUUUGUGCUUUCUUCUUGGUACAGCUUUUUGAAGGUCUCCAAUCUCCAUAUAAGGUGUUGAAUUAUUUAGCUUAGUUCAUUGUUCAGGUGGAUAUAGUAAUGCUGGCAAUAUGGGAAAGAAAGGAAGUUGGUUUUCUGCAAUCAAAAGAGUUUUCACAUCACACUCUAAGGACAAGGAAUCUGAUAAAAGAAGCAGCAAAGAAAAGAAGAAGAAGGGCCUAGGAAAACUAAAGCAUGGGGAAAGCAAUUCCUUCAUUCCCCUCUUUAGGGAGCCUAGCAGUAUUGAGAAAAUUUUGGGGGAAGCUGAAAGGGAGCAAAAACUAGUGUUCAGACCUCCCACACCUCCAGAGCAACCCAGAACACCUCCUUUUGUGCCUAACAGAGCUGCUUCUCCACGUGUUCCUUCACAGAGGAUUUCUUCUCCUAGGGUUGCUUCCCCAAGAGUCAGUUCUCCAAAGGUUGCUUCUCCUAAAGUUUCUUCUCCAAAGGCUGUUUCUCCACCUCGCAGGGCACCUUCUCCACCUACACGAGCUCCUCCUCCAAAAACAGCUUCUCCUAGGAUCAUUCGACCAAGACCAGAGCCAACUCUAAGGAACCAGCAUGCUUCUGCUACAAAAAUUCAAGCUGCAUAUAGAGCUUAUAUGGCAAGAAGAAGCUUUAGAGCAUUGAAGGGUCUUGUGAGGCUCCAAGGAGUGGUGAGAGGACAGAAUGUGAAGCGUCAGACUAUGAAUGCGAUGAAAUACAUGCAGCUCUUGGUGAGGGUUCAGUCACAGAUUCAAUCACGCAGGAUUCAGAUGUUAGAAAACCAAGCACGACGUCAGGCUAUGAAUAAGGAUGCAGAGAGCACCUUGAGCAAAUGGGCAUCUGAGACAGGUAAUGAAAACUGGGAUGAUAGCUUGUUGACAAAGGAGGAAAGAGAGGCAAGGAUGCAAAGAAAGGUGGAGGCAAUUAUCAAGAGAGAGAGAGCCAUGGCCUAUGCAUAUUCUCACCAGUUGUGGAAAGCAACUCCAAAAUCAGCUCAAAAUGCUCUAUCAGACAUCCGAUCUGGUGCAUUUCCAUGGUGGUGGAACUGGUUAGAACGCCAGCUGCCUCCAGCCAAUCCUUCUGAAAGCCAAGGCAUGAAGAAUUUCCAACUUACACCACCAAGGCCAAACUCUGAGCUCAAACCUAGUCCAAGGCCAGCAUCAAGCACCAAGCAACAUCCCUUUGGAUUUGACAUAAUGGACAUUUCUACACCAACAUCUACAAAAUCAACCAUAUUACCAGCAACAAAGCACUUGCGAACCCCACCUCCACCUAGACUCUCACAAGGGAACAGCUCCAGUUUGCCAAAGUACUCAAGACCAAGAGCUAGUGGAGCUGAUUCUCCAUUUGACUUGUCACUGAGGGAUGAUGAUAGCCUCACCAGCUGCCCACCGUUCUCAGUUCCCAACUACAUGACUCCUACAGUUUCCGCGAAAGCCAAAGUCAGACCUAGCAGCAUUCCAAAAGAGAGAUAUCUGGGGACCCCAAGCAGUGAGUCAAAGAGGAGGCUUUCUUUUCCCUUGACACAAGGUAUUGGAUCUUUCAAGUGGAACAAAGGGUCCUUCUUCUCAGGCAAGAAGGAUUCUAGUUCUCAAAGAGGCUUGGAUAAGCGCCAGUCACUUCAAUCUAUAGGCAAUUUGAGUGUGGAUUCAACUGUUUCUAUGCCUGCUACAGUUGGAAGGAAGCCAUUUAACAGAUUUGUGUGAUUUAUUUUUCCAUUUUGUUAACCUUCUUUUUUUUUUUUUCUUCAUUUUGAUGUUUUUUCCUACUUGAGUGUAUGGUGAUAUGUUGGUUUACAAAAUUACUGAUGUAAAAUAAAAAAAGAAAAAAAAAAAGAAAAAAGGGAAAAAACAAUAGGAAGUGGUGGUUUGUAUGUAACAGGAUUUGGGUUUUUUAAAAAACAGUGAUUAAUUCU
This is a messenger RNA of Rubroshorea leprosula, 2156 nucleotides long. NCBI's taxonomy places the organism in Eukaryota, Viridiplantae, Streptophyta, Magnoliopsida, Malvales, Dipterocarpaceae. The record is from the annotation of a GenBank genome assembly.